Messenger RNA from Anopheles bellator, 5127 nucleotides. RefSeq names its product inactive rhomboid protein 1-like. The record is from RefSeq and is a predicted model, not a curated record. Bases 1 to 5127 code for a protein of 1708 amino acids. The transcript has 7 exons. Gene Ontology annotation, molecular function: serine-type endopeptidase activity. Gene Ontology annotation, cellular component: endoplasmic reticulum membrane. NCBI's taxonomy places the organism in Eukaryota, Metazoa, Arthropoda, Insecta, Diptera, Culicidae. Gene Ontology annotation, biological process: regulation of protein secretion; regulation of epidermal growth factor receptor signaling pathway.
AUGGAGGACGGAGCGGCGUACGGCCAUCCAGCAGCAGCAGCAGCAGCAACGCCGCACCACAUGCAACCCCACCAUCACCAUCAGCUGCCGAAGGACCUGUCGCACCAUUACCAACCGCACCAUCGCACCAGUGCCGCACCGCAGGCCUCCCAUCAUGCCAAGCCGGGACACCACCAACCGCAACAGCAGCCGCCGCCGACGACGGCACCGGCACCGGGGCCUCCACUACAGAGCUCCCCUUCGUGGUACCCGGGGACGACCGGGGGGACGCUCCGUUCGGCGGCCGGGUCCGGUCGGCGGGCGUCCUACAGUCACAGCCACUACCAGCCGGCCAGCGCACUGUCCUUGCCACCGCCGUCGGCAACCCACUACCAGCAGGUUGAUGUGGCCGAUAAUCUUUCCAUCGGCAGUGGCCAUUCGGUCUCUGCCGUUCGGCCGCAUCAUCAACACCGGUCACCGGCCGUCGGAAGCGAGGGUCGAGUGGGGGGCAACAGUUCCGCCGCCGCCGCCGCCGGGGUGUUGAUCGAUCGGAGCGGAAGUACGGAUCGUUUCGGGGCGCUCGAGGACCCACUCAGCACCAGCUGCUUGCAGCCACCAUCGCCGGCGCCCAGCAACGAUCACUACAGCGUGAUGGGACUCCCGGCCCCGGGCCCCCAGUCGGGUCCCACCCACCACGGCCACUACUCCGAUCGGCACUACGGCACCAUCCAGCGCCGUACCGCAAGCCCCUCGAACAUCAGAUACCGCCACAGCUUGACGGACAGCUAUCGGGACAUGUCGCCGCAGUGCGAUCGGUACAUACCGCCGCCGGCUCACUUCCUGGCCGCCGCCGACACGUACGGGUAUCUGGGGGCGAACGUGCACACCCCGAUCAAGCGCUACGUGCCGACGCCGCCACCCCAGGAACCGACCUACCACCCGUCGGGGGCCGGUGUUUCGUCGAGCGCCAAAACGCAGGCCCUCAUGAGCGCGCUGCUCGGGCACGGCGGCGCCGGGGCUCCCGGGGCGAUGCGCGCGGCACCCCACCAUCCGGCGCAGUACGCGUACGCCACCAGCACCCUGCCGUACGGGUUCCGGGUGAAGGGGAACAGUGCCAACAACGAGCCCACCACCACCAUAUCGCCUCCCAAGGGCUUCGAAUCGCCCGACCCGUACGCCAGCAACGGUAGCACCGCACCGCCGCCAGCCCGUGUUCGACCCCCCAAGUGCCCGUCUUCCCUCGUGGCCGCUGCCCACACGUCGACCCUUCCACAUGCGGCAUCGCACGGGGCGCGGAGCAGCAGCACCAGCCGCCACCCGCAGGUCGGAAUGGCACCGGCCGCGGCACCCACUGGCCCCCGGCACAUGUCGCGCACCUCGAGCGCCGAAUUCCUGGACCAACCGCGCACCAUGUACCGCGUCUCGACCCCGGUCAGUGUGAUGAGCGAACCGGGCGGAGCGGGGCGCGACGCCAGUGCGUCCUGUCUGCACUGCAACACGCUGCGGCGCACGACCGGAGUGCACCAGACGACGCAAACGACGGGACCGAUCAGCCCGCAGCCGGUGGCCGCUCCCGAGUUGCCAGCCAGCGGCGGCGGAUCGGUACCGAUCAGUCCGGCAUCCCUAACCUCACCACAACAACAACACACGGGCCAGCUGUCAAUCCAGCAGCAGCAGCACCAACUGUCAUCGCCGUACAUUGCGUCACAACACCCCGUGCACCAGCUGCAGCACUCCCAAUCGCACACGCUCCCGCCGAGUGUGGCCACGGCCCACUCCUCUUCCCACUCCCAGACGUACGACAACCUGCACGACGGUGCCCAGCUGGCGGAUGGGUCCGCCGUUGACCGUGACAGCGCCACGAUGCCCCGGAACCCGGUCGGCAAACACCAGCCGUUCGUCGGAGCGGGCCGCUCCACGGAUACACCCUCGUCGAUGGAGAGUAUCCUCAGUGCGUCGAGCAGCAGCCGCACGAUGCUGAUCCAGCAACAGCAGCAACCGCAGUACAGCAACCUCACACAGCACCAACCAUCGUCACCAGCACCGCCAGCACCAGCACCACCACCACAACAACAACCGUUACCACCGCAACAACCGAUCGCAGCACCCACAGCACAGCAAUCAGUACCACCGCAGCAAGCCCCCGUUACCAGCCCCCAGCAGCACCCGGCGACCGAACCGCAGCAGGCGGCGGCGGUGCCACAGCAACCAGCUUCGCCACCGCCACCAGCGAUCUCCGCGGUGCCCUCGCCGGCUCCGUACGUCGCGCCGCACCCGCUGCCCCCGAUGGUGCCCCAUCCGGCGUCGCUGAACGAUUCGCCGGCGUCGACGCUGCAGCGCAGCAGCAACGCGCAGCUCCUGCGCAUCCCUGCGCAGUCGAACCUGUCGUGCAAGCAGCGCCUCAAGGAGUACGCCCGCCGGGAGGCGGCCAAAUUCUUCGGCAUCCUGCCGGCGGCCGCCGACGAAGAGUACGAGCGGAACAAGUGGCACGACCGACAGCGGCGUUUCGCCUGCCGGCGCUUCGGUGCGCUCCGGGACGACGCGGACGAUCCGAACGGUGGUGGCGGCGGCGGCGUUGGUGCCGGUGGUGCCGCUCACCAUCCGCAGCGGGACCAUGGUGGAGCGAACCACGGGGCCGGAUCGCUGGCACCGUCCGAUCGACCCGACAUCCUGCCGGCCCAGAGCCAGGACGAGCGCGAGACCGAGCUGAGCCGUCGGCAGCGUGCCAGCCCGCACUUUGCGUCGGGCGGGCACGAUCCGGCCGGAGGCGAGGUGUAUCUGGUGCGGGCCGAGCGGAAACCUUCCGUACCGGCCGUCCUGUACGGGGGAUUAAGCUUCGUCGUGCAGAGCAUCACCCGGCGACGGCUCCGGACACACAAGCAGUGGUCGCGCAGCUUUGCACCGGCUCACGUCGAGCUGAGUGGGGCCGAUGGUCCUUCGGAGCACUGUGACGGGCUUGCCCCGAUAGCGGACGGUGAGGCGUUCUUCGAUACGCCCACCGCGGCCGGCCCGGGAAUGGUGGGGUCGGCGAUGGGUGGUGGCGCCGGUGGACUGAUGGCACCGGCGCACGAUAACAACUCCCGGCAGCUGUUUGUGUCCGAGGGCGAUCGGACAACCGGUAGUGGCAUCAUCAACGGGUGGCGUACCAAGUCCUCGGAACUACACCACCACCACCACCAGCAGCAGCAUCAGCAGCAGCAAGCCGGCGCCCAGGCUGCGGGUCAGGGUCAGCAGCAGAACCUGGAACCGGCCGCCAGCAUGGUGUACGGGCAGCGCAUCUCGGCCAACAUUCUGGACGGGGUGCUGGACAAUUCGCUGCGCCCGGUGCGCAACCGGGUGAAGUUGUUGCGGCCGAACCUGCUCGACGAGCGGUACGACUACCGGCCGUUCUUCACGUACUGGGUCAACACGGUGCAGAUCGUGGUGAUGGUGCUGUCGCUGAUCUGCUACGGGUUCGGUCCGAUCGGCAUCGGCAUGGAGUACCGGUCGGCCCAGGUGCUGGUGACGAGUUUGAGCUUACAGCAGGUCCAUCACCAGGAGCCACGCAACAUCUGGAUCGGACUGCGGAGCGCCGACCUGAUACAUCUCGGCGCCAAGUACGGGGCUUGCAUGCGCCGCGAUGCCAAGAUAAUGGACGUGGUGUCACGGACCCGGAAGCACGAGCGGGAGACCGCGUGCUGCAUACGGAACGAUGACUCUGGCUGCGUGCAGAGCUCCCAGGCGGACUGCUCGAUCCGCGGUUGGCCAUCGAAGACGAUUGCGACGUGGAAAAAGUGGUCCCCGGGUGAAUCGGGACCGGGCGGGCGCAUCUCGGGCAGCGUGUGCGGGCUCGACCCGAAGUACUGCGAUGCGCCGGCAUCGAUCGCGCCGCACGAGUGGCCCGACGACAUCACCAAGUGGCCGAUCUGCCGGAAGAACAAUCAGCUGUCGCAGCGCUUCCGCUUCAAGGACCACACGGCCGAGCACAUGGUGUGCGAGGUGAUCGGCCACCCGUGCUGUAUCGGCGUGUACGGCGAGUGUCGGAUCACGACCCGAGAAUACUGUGAUUUCGUCAACGGGUACUUUCACGAGGAGGCCUCUCUCUGCUCGCAGGUCUCGUGUUUGAAUGAUGUCUGCGGCAUGUUUCACUUUAUGGCCGCCGACUAUCCGGACCAGUUCUACCGUCUCUUCACGUCGCUGUGUUUGCAUGCCGGCCUGAUCCAUCUGCUGGUCAGCGUGGCCUUCCAGCACGUGCUGCUGGCCGAUCUGGAACGGUUGGUCGGACCGCUUCGGACCGCCAUCCUUUACAUUGGGUCGGGUAUCGCCGGAAACCUCACGAGUGCAAUCUUUGUGCCGUACAAGGCGGAGGUUGGACCACUGCCGUCGAUAGCGGGCGUACUGGCGUCGCUAAUGCUGCAGCUGGUGCUGUGCCACUGGAAGAGCUUGAAAAAACCACACAUAGCUAUGAUUAAAUUACUAAUUCUGGGCUGCGCCCUGUUCGGGCUGGGGACACUGCCACUGCAGCAGAACUUUACCGGGCUGAUCGCGGGCCUGCUGACCGGUAUCGGCCUCACGCUGGCGAUCGUACCGUUCGUGAACGUCACAAAACAUAGUCGUAAGAGUAAGAUCAACCUCAUAUGGACGUGCGUGACGCUGCAGUUCCUGCUGUACGCCGUAAUGUUCAUCAUCUUCUACGCCUUCCCGGCGCUGUUCGAAUCGCUUAACUUCAUCGACGGGAACCAGCUGAUGGAUCCGAACGCGGGCCACGGUUACCACGACCACUACAGUCUGUACGAUGGCUACAACAACUACAACCCGCUCGGGCCCGGCUCCGGGCACACCGGCGGGGGUCAUGGGGCUGGUCACGGCCAUGGGGCUGGCGGCGGUGGCCCAGGAGGUAGCCCUACGGGCGGCCCGGGCAACAAUGGCAAAAUCGGCACGUACAACAAUAACAACAUCUACAAAACUUCCGGCGGCAACGUAAUGCACAAUCAUCACGACUACACGGCCGGUGGCGGAAACGUUAUCAGCAUGUCGGGCGGGGCGACCCGGAACAGUGGGCCGGGCGGCCGGACCGCGGUGGGCAACAAUCUCCUGAAGACGAUCAGUCUCUGCGAGAAGGGCCAGUGCGUGCUGCGGCAACCGCGGCACGCGGACACGAAUGCCUGA